Molecule: messenger RNA, 456 nt
Organism: Schizophyllum commune H4-8
Lineage: Eukaryota; Fungi; Basidiomycota; Agaricomycetes; Agaricales; Schizophyllaceae
Product: Non-catalytic module family EXPN protein
Exons: 3
Coding region: 1-456 (151 amino acids)
Source: RefSeq, a predicted model, not a curated record
AUGUCGCGCACGGCCAUCUUUGCACUCUCGGCGCUCCUCGCCACCCUUGUUGCCCCCGCCCUCGGCAGCCCAGUCCCCGCGACGGGCUCGGAGAUGGCGAAGCGCGGCGACCACUCCGGCCAGGCCACGUACUUCGAGGUCGGUGAAGGCGCAUGCGGUUGGUACUCGCAAGACUCCGACUGGGUCGUUGCGCUCGACUCCGCUACGUACGCUGGCGGCGAGCACUGCGGCAAGACCAUCACCAUGACUGCCACGAAGGACGACGGCUCCACUGCCACUGGCACGGCGACUGUCGUCGACGAAUGCCCCUCUUGCGCCGAGGGCAGCGUCGGCAAGUAUUUUGUUGCGCAUACCCCCUUUGUUCUAACUUUGCCCAAAGACCUCUCGCCCAGCUUCUUCCAAAACUUCGAGUCCCUCGACAAGGGCGUCUUCCAGAUGUCCUGGAACUUCGACUAG